AUGGUUUGCAAGGAUUUUCACUCAAUUCUGAAAUGUGUCCGAGGUGAAUCGAGUGUGAGAGCAGUGUUGUGGUUUAAUCUGGGCUUCGCUGUGAUCAAAUUAGUGGCGUGGGGAGGUGGUGAAAAUCUGAGAGUACGAGUGUCUCAUGCGUGUGAACGAGUCACAGGUUCCAGUGAAGAGCUGUCCGUGAAUCAGAGUCCAUCCAGCAUCACUGUGAAAGAGGGAGAUUCUGCUCAAAUCACCUGCUGCUGGAAUGGAAUCGCACAUAAAGUUAAAGUUAUUUGGUACAUCAAUGAGACAAAACUUUCAGAUGUAAAGCAGGAACUCUAUAAACAUAAAAUACAGAACUGUUCAACGUUCCACCUCACAAACAUACUUAAAAAUGCUUCGGGUCAUUAUGUUUGUAAAGUGACUCAAGACAUACCAGUCCUGAUUCAGGCGAAAGGUAAUGGAACAGAUCUAUCUGUCAGUGACAGUCAAAUAGAAAAGACAACGACUGUUUCUCACUCGCCUCAAACUACUCAGACUACAAGCCGUAAAUCCUUCGACUCAUCAUCAGAUCUCACCCUGCCUUUAUCUCUGGCUGCUGCCAUCGGCCUGCUGACCCUCUGCUUGGCCUUCAGCGUGUGCAAGAUGAGGAACUCCUGUAAAAAAUCAGAGCGAGUGGUCAUUCACCAGACGCCACACAGUGAGGGUGAGGAGCAUGAGAACAUGGAAGAGGAGGAAGGUAGCACAGGCUCUUCUCGAGGAUCCCUCCAGUGGUACCAAGUGCCUGUUUACUGGUCUUACUUUGAUCUACGGAGGGGUGAAGACCAAUGACAACCAGAAAAGAAAGACGAACGUGAUGUAUUGUUCACUGCAUUGCAUUUUGCAUUCUCUCUCUUCUUUCAUAAGAACAUCUUUGUAAAUAGCAGAAGCGAUUUUAAUCUUCAGAUACAGCUGAAGCCCUUUGAGCUCUUGAUGGCGGUAACAGAUAUGAAUCCCUCUCUUUGUAGCAGCUCUGUUGAUAGUUUUAUUCUUAUUUUAAUUGUGUUGUUUUUUUAGUCUUUUUUAAAUUAAAGUGAAGAUGUGUCAUACUGACAUGCAUGAUACGAAUUCAAACAUGUAUAAAAGUAGCACACACUGCCUGCCCGGAAGUUUUCUUUGUGUCUAACUGUGAAAAGUUUUAUAGUAAAGACUUUUAUGCUGUACAGAUGUCGGCUAUGCCUUUCAGCCUUCUUAGAAAUGUUUCUCAGACUUCAUUCUGACACUUUCAUACUGUGGUUUCUUUUGCCAUUUACAAUAAAAGUCU
Molecule: messenger RNA, 1291 nt
Organism: Sinocyclocheilus rhinocerous
Lineage: Eukaryota; Metazoa; Chordata; Actinopteri; Cypriniformes; Cyprinidae
Exons: 7
Coding region: 1-819 (272 amino acids)
Biological process (GO): B cell differentiation; B cell receptor signaling pathway
Cellular component (GO): external side of plasma membrane; B cell receptor complex
Source: RefSeq, a predicted model, not a curated record